Drosophila bipectinata is the source of this 337-nucleotide messenger RNA. RefSeq names its product roadblock similar 54B (gene robls54B). The record is from RefSeq and is a predicted model, not a curated record. Gene Ontology annotation, biological process: microtubule-based movement. Gene Ontology annotation, cellular component: cytoplasm; cytoplasmic dynein complex; centrosome. Gene Ontology annotation, molecular function: dynein intermediate chain binding. Lineage: Eukaryota; Metazoa; Arthropoda; Insecta; Diptera; Drosophilidae.
AAUGUUUUCCGCUCCUGAAAGGCCUCCCCGAACUCUUAGUUACGUGGAAAAAGCUUUUGAGCUGAUCAAAGAGCGAAAAAAUGUUCGGGAUAUAGUCAUUCUUAACGACGCGGGUAAUCCUGUAAAGAGUACCAUGGAUCGGGACGACGCUGUACAGUUUUCUGGACUUUUUCAAUCCAUUCGUGGAAGACUCGAGCGAGGAAUGGCCAAAAUAGACCCCACUGAUGAAUUGUUAAUGCUGAGGGUAAGGACUAAGACAAACGAAGUCCUUUUGGUGCCUGACUCGAAAAUAACGGUACUGGUUCUUCAGGAUGCUCAGGAUAAUUUUGAAAAAUAA